GCCCUAACAGCAGACUGAUCUUUGUCUAGUCCAAUCAUUCCUAUGUGCACAGCAGCCUUGUUAGUGUCACUCUGGAUUCAAAGCAAAGCAUCUGUCUGUGUCUCUCUCUGCUGCUGGUAACUGACAUCUCUGCUCCAGGAGCACAGGGGCAGCUUGCCUGAUCUGCACCACACACUGAGGACUGUGACCGCUUCACUGCAAGGCUCCUUCUUCUCUUACAGCACAGAAACUAGUUCACACCUGCCUGCUAUACUUCUUGGUGAUCAUCAUUUAACUUGUCUGCCUGUGCCUUCUAUCUGGACGCUGCAUGCUACACCUGGGCUAUACACCUUUAUCACUUUUUUAUUAUUAAUAUUAUCAUCAGUAUUGGGGAAUGGAGGGACCACUUUGGAUGAGCCCAACUUUCUGAUCCACCUACAGCAUGGACACCCCGAUUAUCUUCAGGAGAAUUAAAGCCGGCAAAUGAAUUUCAGCACCACCUGGAUGCUGGACAGCUCCGCUGAACGAGACUGAUAGCUGGACGGGCUGUGCAUGGCUGAAGGCUGCCUUUGUUAGGGAUGAGGAGCAAAGCUCAAGCCCUUCAUUGGUCUCUUCGGAGGGAAGAUAUUUUAUGAGAUGCAGAGCUUGUUACCUGUAACUGCAAAUGGGAAUUUGGAGCAACUUUGAAGCAGAUACAAAAAUAAUUGUGUUUGACUGGAAUAAAAUUCUUGCAAAGCCCCCAAGGAUGAGGUUUUAUGCCAACUCGAUGCUUCUGCCUCACUGGCUCAUUUUGGCCUACGUCUUAAUGGUGUGCUGUAAGCUCUUAUCUGCCUCAAGCCUCAAUUCCCGAGGGCAAACAGGUUAUCAUCAGGUCAAGCAAGGAACAUGUGAGGUGGUCGCAGUUCACCGAUGCUGCAAUAAAAAUCGUAUUGAGGAGAGAUCACAAACUGUGAAAUGUUCGUGUUUUCCUGGACAAGUAGCGGGCACUACCAGGGCAAAGCCAUCUUGUGUAGAAGCAUCGAUUGUUAUCCAGAAGUGGUGGUGUCACAUGCAUCCCUGUAUGGAGUGGGAAGAGUGUAAAGUUUUGCCAGAUCUCACAGGCUGGUCCUGUAGCAGUGGAAAUAAAAUCAAAACUACAAAGGUAACACGGUAGCGAACAUCAAAAUGUGAUUAUGGAGCAGAAGUAAUUGUAGCACCUCGGUGAAAAUAUGUGCACUCAAUUUCCUUUGCAGACUUCUGACUAACUUUUUAGGAACCCUGCUGAAGAUAAACAACAUUUUCAACCUAUUUUGUUGUAUUGUUCCGGGGAUUCUGUAGAGGCUUUAAAUAAACUCUUGGUGAAUUAAAUUUCUGCACAUACUGACUUGAAGUCCCUUUGAUCGUCUUGGAAGUUAACUUUGGAUUACAAAAAAAAUAAAAAAUUCUACUAUAAAGAAAACUGGAUUCUGGAUUAUCGAUAUCUUGAAGACAAAUUUGGUGGAACAGCUUUUGGGUUUUACUUCAUUUAAUAACUUGGAACUGAACAAAGAUUAUAAUAUAUAUUCAAGAUGAAACUGGUCAUUUUCCUAAACCAAAAUAAUUAAAAUGCUAAAAGCAUCCAAAAU
This is a messenger RNA of Rana temporaria (common frog), 1583 nucleotides long. RefSeq names its product TAFA chemokine like family member 4 (gene TAFA4). Gene Ontology annotation, molecular function: receptor ligand activity. Lineage: Eukaryota; Metazoa; Chordata; Amphibia; Anura; Ranidae. The transcript has 6 exons. The record is from RefSeq and is a predicted model, not a curated record. Bases 644 to 1132 code for a protein of 162 amino acids.